AUGGCGGUCAGGUGGGAGGGCGGCCACUCCGCCUCCGUGCUGUGCCUCGCCGCCGGCAGCGAGGGGCCCGCGGCCUCGGGGGGCGAGCGCGGCGAGCUGGCGCUGUGGGGGCGGGACGGCGUCCCCGCGGGGCGGCUGCGGCUGGCCCCCGCCGAGGACGACGUGGCGGCGCUGGCGUUCUCCCCGCGCCGUCCGCACCGCCUGUACGCCGCGCACGGGCCGGCCGUCGCGCUGCUGGACGUGCGGGCGCUGCGGGAGCCCGUGGAGCGUCUCCGCUUCAACGAGGACGAGAUCAACUGCCUGGCCGUCGCCGACGGCGGGGACCUGCUGGCCGCGGCAGACGACUCCGGGGCCGUCAAGGUCGUAGAUCUGCAGAGCGAGAAAGUCGUCCGUUCCCUGAGGCACGCCAACAUCUGCUCCUCCGUCGCCUUUCGGCCGCGGAGGCCGCAGAGCCUCGUCUCGUGCGGACUGGACAUGCAGGUUAUGCUGUGGAACCUGCAGAAAGCUCGCCCCCUGUGGACCACGAACUUGCAGGAGUGUGGAACAGAAGAAGACAGUCUGCAGUCAGCCAGCCAGCUCUUUAACCCCCCACUUGCACAUUCCCUGUCUGUCGCAUCGUGCGGCAACAUCUUUGGCUGCGGAGCUCAAGAUGGUAAAGUCAGAAUAUUCCGAGUGACUGGUCUCAAAUUUGAACGUGAGCUGGAGUUUAAAGGUCAUAGUUUAGGAGUAUCACAAGUCCUCUUCAUGCCGGAAUCAUACUGGUUGUUGACUGGGGGAAACGAUGGGAAAGUCUUGCUCUGGGAUGUCAGUAAUGACAUUGGAAAGCAGCAGAAAAGUCCAGCAAAGUCGCUCCAUAAAAGGAAGGGCCAAGCAGCUGCCACUGCCAGAAAAGAUGGAAAGCUCAACAAAGUGGCUUCAAAUGAACACGCUAGAAUUUUACCAAAGCUAACCAUUGAGCAUGGAGAGAAGGUGAACUGGAUCACGUGCACAGAGAUCAAAGGCUCCAGGAGAGUAUUAGUUGCUGAUCAGAGUAGUUCCAUAUCUGUUUAUCCGUUGCCAGAGUCUUAGGUGCUGAAACAAAUUUGUGGGGAAGAAUCAUUUCUCCACAUUCGAAAUAUGAUUCCAAUUAAAUCUGUUGGCAGUGAACUGAACGAGGCCUCCUGCAUUCUCAGGAAUGGCAAGGGAUUCGCUGUGUUCUCACACAGAUCUCACAAUGCCAUUGGCCUGGUGUGACAUUUUUACAGCUGGUAGUGCUCACUGCAGCUGUUGCUUGUAGGCUGGCAAUGAGUUCAUAACUGUCCUGACAUAACUGAAGUUGCAGGAAUAAAAUUAACAGGGAAUUCCUCUGUGCUUAAUGAGGAUGCUGACCAGUAAUAGAGAUGUAACUGAGUUCCUUCAGUUUCACACAAUUUCAGUGCUUUAUUUUACUUUCCCUAUUAAACUGUCCCACAGUCAGCUUGAGCUGGCUUUCUUGGAAGUACGGUUUUCAUUAUUUUGCAUAUGGGACUAGAGGAGCCUUAACUUACUAGCAAGCAGUCAGAUUACUAGUCAUUGUCAACUGGAUUUUUUUCACGCUGCAGUAAUAAAGAAGAUGGGGAAAAUGUUAGCAUCUGCCUAGUGGGUCAGCUGUCAUCUGCAUUUAGCUGUUUUUCCCAGAGAGAAAAAUUACAGCUACAUUUGUCUUAAUAAAAUGCUUUCUCUCACUGC
Centrocercus urophasianus (Greater sage-grouse) is the source of this 1707-nucleotide messenger RNA. RefSeq names its product WD repeat domain 53 (gene WDR53). The record is from RefSeq and is a predicted model, not a curated record. Lineage: Eukaryota; Metazoa; Chordata; Aves; Galliformes; Phasianidae. The coding region runs from base 1 to 1068 and encodes 355 amino acids. The transcript is spliced from 2 exons. Gene Ontology annotation, molecular function: protein binding.